UUUGAGUGUGGGGAAGGGUGUGAGCGUGCGGAGAAGCCCUAAGAGUGGGGGAAUGGACCCCAAGGCCAGCCUGGAUGAGGUGUUAGCAGAAGCUGGCUGGGUCUGGACAGGAGGGGGUGGGCAGGGGGCGGGGGGCACCUUAUCUCUUGCAAGUGGGUGGUGCCGUUAGAUCUAGUUUCAAGGCUUUGUGGCUGAAACGGGAGCCCACGCCCGCCGCAGCUGGCCACCUGCCUCUCUCCUGACUCCCGUGCAAGGCCAGUAAUGCAACCCAGGAGGGAGCCGCAGGGCGCCCUGGGUCCCCCACUCCCUUCUCCGGCCACCCCGUGGCUGUGCAUAGCUGCCCAGCAGAGCCCAUGCAGGAUGCUGCAGCCGGAGGGCCCCCAGGCCUCGGAGGAGAGGGGCCCCCGGAGGAGAGGAGAGACUGCAUCAUCUGCUGCUCGGCCUAUGACCUCUCCGGGCACCUGCCCCGCCGCCUCUACUGUGGACACACCUUCUGCCAGGCGUGUGUGCGGCGGCUGGACACACCGGCGCCCGAGCAGCGCUGGAUCCCCUGUCCGCAGUGCCGUCAGAGCACGCCCACGCCUCGCGGAGGGGUGGCCAUGCUAGACCUGGACCUGGCUGCUUUCCUGGCAGUCAAGGCUGAGCGGGAGCCGGCAAGACUAGAACCCCUGCCCCUCACCUCCCUCAAAGGCAGCGCCAUCACUCAGCAGCCAGCUGGGCUGUGCCCUGCCCUGGGACCCCAGCCCCACUUCCCCCAGCCCAGAUACUGCUGCUGGGGCUGUGGCAGCCUCUGCUGCCCACCCCUAGGCAGCCCCGAGGUCUGA
This is a messenger RNA of Pan troglodytes (chimpanzee), 824 nucleotides long. RefSeq names its product ring finger protein 224 (gene RNF224). The record is from RefSeq and is a predicted model, not a curated record. Lineage: Eukaryota; Metazoa; Chordata; Mammalia; Primates; Hominidae. The transcript is spliced from 2 exons. The coding region runs from base 354 to 824 and encodes 156 amino acids.